GUUCUCAGCUCCCUUGGAUACCACGUGGUCACGUUUGAUUAUAGAGGCUGGGGUGAUUCAAUAGGCAGUCCGUCAGAGAGGGGAAUGACCUACGACGCCCUUCACGUCUUCGACUGGAUAAAAGCAAGAAGUGGAGACAACCCUGUCUAUAUAUGGGGACACUCCUUGGGCACAGGGGUCGCAACAAAUCUAGUGAGGCGCCUUUGUGAGAGAGAAACACCCCCGGAUGCCCUGAUACUGGAAUCUCCGUUCACCAACAUACGGGAGGAGGCACGAAGUCACCCUUUUUCUGUGAUAUACAGAUACUUCCCUGGGUUUGACUGGUUCUUCCUUGACCCCAUCACGACAAGUGGAAUUAAAUUUGCAAAUGAUGAGAAUGUGAAAUACAUUUCCUGCUCCCUGCUCAUCCUUCAUGCUGAGGAUGACCCGGUGGUACCAUUUCAUCUAGGAAAGAAGCUUUACAACAUUGCUGCAACGUCACGGAGUUUCCGAGACUACAAGGUGCAGUUUGUUCCGUUCCACACAGACCUCGGCUAUCGGCACAAGUACAUCUACAGGAGUCCAGAGCUACCUCGAAUACUGCGGGAAUUCCUGGGAAAAUCGGAACGUGAGCAUCAUCACUGAAGACUAGCUGCUUGGCAGCACCAAGAUUUUUCCUUUCUUUCCUUCCCCUCUCUCUAAUUAGCCUCCCCCCUCCUUGUGGGUCAGUCUGCCGUUCUUCCAUCUCUGGCACUAGAGGAGGUCAGGGAUUCCCACUCUGGUCCUGAUGUGUACCCUUGGAAAAUCCAGCUCCCGGCAUCAGCAUCUGUGAUGGUAGAAGAAAGUCAUUGUUGGUUUCUUUUCUGACAUGGAUGGAGGGGUGAAAAUGGACAAGGAGCUGGUACCAAAACGUGAAAAAUGAAAGCACAACAAAGCCUGGCCAAUCCAGCAUGGUACCGCCGAGGACAGACAUUCAUAGGACACGUGUCAUGACCAAGGGUGUUUCUUUCACUUUUAAACACUGCUGCUGUUUUUGGAUCACGUAGAGACUCAUUUGUAGGCGAAUGGCUUUUGCCGUGUCUCCACACCACAGAUGUCUUGCUUGAGUUUGAGGUGUUCUGUUUCUAGGAAAUACAUGUUUUGCCUUCCCUUUU
Molecule: messenger RNA, 1133 nt
Organism: Phaethon lepturus (White-tailed tropicbird)
Lineage: Eukaryota; Metazoa; Chordata; Aves; Phaethontiformes; Phaethontidae
Gene: ABHD12
Product: abhydrolase domain containing 12
Exons: 8
Biological process (GO): phosphatidylserine catabolic process; monoacylglycerol catabolic process
Cellular component (GO): endoplasmic reticulum membrane
Molecular function (GO): phosphatidylcholine lysophospholipase A1 activity; monoacylglycerol lipase activity
Source: RefSeq, a predicted model, not a curated record